AUGGAAGGAAGUUUAGGCGACGAAAUUGACUGUGGAAAUUGCUUUGAUCAUAUCGACGACCUUCUAGACUUUUCUACUGAAGACGUUGACGAUUACGAAGAUAUUAUUCCAUCGGAAUGGUUCUCAAAUUUAGACGAUUCCUUCGCCGGCGCCGGAACCCAAACUGUCAGCAGCUCGUUGUCGGAGUCGAACAAAUUUCGCGUCUCAAGUCCUGUUUCCGUUCUCGACAAUAGUAGCGAAAGUAGCAGCAGCAAAACAAAAGAGCGAGCCCACGACACCUGCAGACGAGACGAUGCUAGCAGCAAGCGACCACGGCAGUCAUUUUUCAUUCCCCCACCACCACAUCUCGUAUCACCUACUGGUUCAUCGGAUUCGGAGAACUCGGAGAACUAUGGCGAGUCCUGUUCCCCUCCGCCAGCCGAGAAGAAAAUCAAAUUGUCAUCAAAUGAUGCAUUUAAUCCACGAGGCGACUCCAGGAAAUGCUUACACUGUGAAGUGACGAAAACGCCGCAAUGGAGAGCGGGGCCAUUGGGGCCUAAAACCCUCUGUAAUGCUUGCGGCGUUCGGUACAAAUCCGGCCGCCUCUACCCCGAGUACCGGCCGGCGGCGAGCCCGACUUUUGUCUCCCGUUUGCACUCUAAUUCGCACAAGAAGGUUAUCGAAAUGAGAAUUAAAUAAGUGGAAAAGCUU
Molecule: messenger RNA, 690 nt
Organism: Cucurbita maxima (winter squash)
Lineage: Eukaryota; Viridiplantae; Streptophyta; Magnoliopsida; Cucurbitales; Cucurbitaceae
Product: GATA transcription factor 8-like
Exons: 2
Coding region: 1-678 (225 amino acids)
Biological process (GO): regulation of DNA-templated transcription
Molecular function (GO): zinc ion binding; sequence-specific DNA binding
Source: RefSeq, a predicted model, not a curated record